GUGAAUUGAAAGCUAAGCUACAGAGAAUAAUGCGCAAUUAAUCAAUUAAUAAAUACAGAUAAUCAGAUAAUGAUUGAUGAAUUAUUAUUAGUAAUAGUAUGAGAUAAAGGAAUUAUGGUGUGGUCGUGGAUAGUGAUCGGAGAUUGUGAUCAAUCGAACAAUUCUAACCCUAACGCCGUGAUUACGGUGGUUCGUGCGAUGGUUGCGGCGGUCAUGGGCUGUCUCUUCGGCUGUUUCAAGAUCAAGGAUGUUACGGGUCCUAAUGUUCCUUGUAAUGCUCCACAAUCGAAUCGAAUCUCGCAAUCUACUCCUACUAAGGAACCUUUGGUGUCUCGCAAUAGAAGUCCACUAUCUUCACUUUUAACUGAAGAUAAAGAUGAGACCAACACUUUGGGCUGCGAAGAAAUGGAGAAUCAGAGUUCGGAUACACCUAUCACACAAUUGGACACAAAUGAUCUUAGGAAUCAGGCCAAGUUUCUCAAAGCUUGUGGAACCUUACCUGAGACCCCUGCAGAAAUUCGAAACUGCUCGGUGAAAUGCCAAAACCUGUCUGCUCCAGUGGAAGAAGUUGAACCUUUAAAAUUCAAUUCCUGGCCCUCUGAUGCAACAUUUCAGAAGCUCAUCUCUAAUUCGCAACCUGAUCAGCUCACACCUAUCAGAACCAAUGGAGUAAACAAGCAAUCUGGUUCGUUGGUGCAUACGCCUAGCAGUUGUUUGACUGAUGGACAAAGUGGUCAAAGUUUCUCUAAGAACUCCAUUGAUGGCAGUGGCGAUUCUAACACUCCGAUAUUCACCAAGGUUAAUGCUAAUCUGGCUCUUAAUGAUAACACGGCUUCAGCAGCUUUACCAGUCACUGCUCCAGCUUCCCAGUACAGAUACAGAUCUGUCCAUUUCGAAAGCGAGUCAGAUCUGUCUUCUGUGUCAUCAAAAUGUAUUUCAUCUGAAACCAGUCAAAGUUCCGCACUGUCUGAAUCACCAGGCAACUAUCAUGCAUCAAAGUAUUCACCCUAUCCAACCCCAUUAAAGCUAACUGAUGAGAUGCAAACGCCUGGAACCUUUUUUCCAGCAUAUUUGGACCACAUGGGAAUUGCUAAAACUGGACGGAUCAGGUCUCAGUUUGUGUAUCCUGUUUUAAACCCUGUGGAUAAUGCGUCACAGUUGAAGGAAUUGUUAAAUGAAGAUUCUUACUCCACUCAAGAUUCCAAUUCUAGAUUAUUGUCCAGCCACACGACAGAUUUUGAUCAAAGGCCUGAUGAAGCAAACCUUAUAUCAGACCUAGGAAUAUUCGGAUUCACAGAAACUUCAGUUGAUAAAGAUUCAAAACCACUUACAAUCAAUCAGGUGCAGAGUAAGCAGCAUCUUGGUUCUGUUUAUGGUGGUGAAAAUGUUCAUUAUAGUAAAACUCCUGGAGAUAGACCUAUUAUUGGGUUGGUUGCUGCUCAUUGGAAUGAUGAUGAAACUUCUCGUAUAUCACCUAAAUGGUGGGAUGGAAAUGGGAUUCCAAAUUCUACUAACAAGUACAAAGAGGAUCAAAAAGUUAGUUGGCAUGCAACACCGUUUGAGGAGAGACUGGAGAAGGCAUUGUCACAAGAAACUAAUAUUCCACAAAGGACGCAACUCAGUGAGACGCUACCAAUUGCUUUAGGUGAAACUGAGGAACCAGAUACUGCUAUAUCCCAAAAGCACUGAAAAUCCUCAGUUGCAUUUCAGUUCCAUCAUUCAGAAACAAAUUCAUGGUUUAUUCCUAGGCUUUUGCUUCCUUUGAGCUGAGAUGCUGCUCAGACUCAGUUGUCUUACACAGACAUUUACAUGUGUUUGCUUCAUUUCUGAUGAAGGCCUUGAUACAACCCUUUGAAUUGUUAGUUUAAUAAUGUAUAGAGUAAUUGACAAAUCUGCAUAUGGAUCUUUAUUGUUUCCCUUCUACUUUGUGAUGACGGACUAUUUUUGGCCUACUAGAUGAAAGAUGGUAUAUUGCGCAAUUUAGUAUUAAAACCUUAGGGCCUAUCUAGCCUUCUAGGUACCAUUUGAUGUCUCUAUUAUAAAGAAUAUUCCUCAUGCACGAAGUGCUCC
This is a messenger RNA of Nicotiana tabacum (common tobacco), 2070 nucleotides long. RefSeq names its product protein JASON-like. The record is from RefSeq and is a predicted model, not a curated record. Gene Ontology annotation, biological process: male meiosis II. Lineage: Eukaryota; Viridiplantae; Streptophyta; Magnoliopsida; Solanales; Solanaceae.